UCGUAACCGCACCCGGCACCCCGCAGCUCUCUCCCGUUCCCGUUCCCAUUCCCGGCGGCGGCGCGAGAAGAAGAGAGGAAGCGAAGCGCGAUGUCGGCGACGACGGCGGCAGUGCCCUUCUGGCGCGCGGCGGGGAUGACCUACAUCGGCUACUCCAACAUCUGCGCCGCGCUGGUGCGGAACUGCCUCAAGGAGCCCUUCAAGUCCGAGGCCGCCUCCCGCGAGAAGGUCCACUUCUCCGUCUCUAAGUGGGCGGACGGCAAGCAGGAAAAGCCCACUGUCCGCACAGAUUCUGAUGAAUAAAAGAUCUGGUGCCAUGGUGACAUAGUCCUUUUUACAGAUGCCUUGGAAGUGUUCAUGCAUUUCUUGCAAGCUGAUGUUCCUGGAACCUGCUGUUAGCUGGCUGGAUUUUAUGGUCAACGCUGAAGAAUAAAUUCUUUGUGACAAUGGGUCUUUUGAAAACGAUGUAAUGUUAUUAUGGUUGCUAAUUGCUCGAGUUACACAAACUGUCAUGUGAACUUUACGGCUUGCUUCAACUUUGUGCAAUUUGGUAUUGAUCUUUUUUUAGCAUGUGCCGUGCAACAGUAUCAUGCCUAGUUGUUCAAAUAAAGAACAGAGGGUUUGCAGCUA
Molecule: messenger RNA, 630 nt
Organism: Phragmites australis (common reed)
Lineage: Eukaryota; Viridiplantae; Streptophyta; Magnoliopsida; Poales; Poaceae
Product: ATP synthase subunit epsilon, mitochondrial
Exons: 2
Coding region: 91-303 (70 amino acids)
Biological process (GO): proton motive force-driven mitochondrial ATP synthesis
Cellular component (GO): mitochondrial inner membrane
Molecular function (GO): proton-transporting ATP synthase activity, rotational mechanism
Source: RefSeq, a predicted model, not a curated record